CAGAUGGGGCUGACAUUUACAGGAUCACACUGCGACAGCCUCUUACUGACAAGAGGGGCAUGAACGCAACUAAGAAGUUUCAGCUCGCUGUUGAUGGCCUCCUGGACACGUUUCAUUGCUGCAGCGACCAUUUCCAGGCACGCGUUGCGCAUCCGGCGCUUCAGAGCGCAGUUCUCUGCACCCCGAUGCUCCAGCAUCCCAGCAUCUCAAGCAUCACCAAAAAGGGCAUCAUCAAAUCGGUGAAAGAGUGCUGGAGACCACAGGAUAGGAAGAUGGUAAAGCGCAGGUCUUCAAGCUCCAGAGGCAGCGUCCAGGCUGCUGAUGAAAUCAUGGACCGGUCCGUGGAUUUAACGGGUCUGACCAGCCGCAGGAACUGUCACAGAUUAGUUGUUCUCGGGGCGCCUAGAGUUGGAAAAAGUAAUAUUAUUCGGCGGUUCUUGUGUGAGGAGUUUGAGGAGCACUAUAAACCAACGGCGGAAGACUUCUACAGAAAGCUCUUCUUCAUAGGUGGAGAGGCGUACCAGGUGGAUGUUCUGGAUGCGGCGUGUGAGAGGGACUUCCCCGCAAAGCGGAGAUUAUCCAUUCUGACAGGUGACAUUUUUCUCCUCGUCUUCAGUUUGGAUGACAGAGACUCUUUAAAUGAAAUCCAUGAGCUGCUCGCAGAAAUACGAGCAGCAAAAGCAAAGUUACUCAAAUCAAACCAUCCCAGGAUGGUGCCAGCGGUGGUGUGCGGGAACAAAGCGGACUUGGACGCACACAGAGCCGUCACGCGCUCGGAUGUGACGGAAAUCCUCGGAGAGGACGUCCCAUUCUUUGAAGCGUCGGCCAAAACCGGCACCGGGCUGCAGGGAUGCUUCCGGGCUCUGGCCAGCCUCGGCGGACUCCCCAAUGAGACCAGCCCGUCGCGGCAUCAGAUCGUAUCCAUCCUUACGUACCAGUCGCUGUGCGUCGAUCAGCGGGGCAGGAGGAGGAGGAGGAUGCAUUUGCGGGAGCACGCUGCGCCCUGUGCCGCAGUGGACCCGCUGGCGCGCCGCCCGAGUUUCACCAGCGACCUAAAACUGGUGCUUGGAUCAAGUACCAAACAGAAAAAACCCGAGAAGUGUCAGAUUCAAUGAAUCGUGGUGUCUCUCGACAAACAUAUUGUAGUAGUAUGCUGCAAUGUCCUUUACGUAAAGAGUUAUACUCUGGCAGCUGGCUGGACCAGUGCGCUUUAUACCUGUAAUAACCGUUUAAUAAAAUACUUUUUUCUAAGAGA
Molecule: messenger RNA, 1255 nt
Organism: Oryzias latipes (Japanese medaka)
Lineage: Eukaryota; Metazoa; Chordata; Actinopteri; Beloniformes; Adrianichthyidae
Gene: rasd2a
Product: RASD family member 2a
Biological process (GO): signal transduction
Molecular function (GO): GTP binding; G-protein beta-subunit binding; GTPase activity
Source: RefSeq, a predicted model, not a curated record